Messenger RNA from Anopheles coustani, 4663 nucleotides. RefSeq names its product protein melted (gene melt). Bases 359 to 3871 code for a protein of 1170 amino acids. Gene Ontology annotation, cellular component: plasma membrane. The record is from RefSeq and is a predicted model, not a curated record. Gene Ontology annotation, molecular function: phosphatidylinositol-5-phosphate binding. Gene Ontology annotation, biological process: regulation of signal transduction. The transcript is spliced from 8 exons. Lineage: Eukaryota; Metazoa; Arthropoda; Insecta; Diptera; Culicidae.
UCGUUUCGUGUUGUUGUGGAGGAGUUUUUCCGUUUUCUUCAGUGAAAACGCUUUCCAUUGCUUAUCAGUGCGAUCACCGGACGACCCAGGAUCAUGUUCAGUUUGUUAACAAGUUCAUGCAAAACUGUGCUUAAGAAGUGGGAUUUGUUUGCUCAACAAAAUGUGUGUCAAAUGUGAAUAGGGUUGGUGUGAACCUGUUUCUGUAGUGAUAUUGUUAAAAUAAAAACCGACCUAAUGUUGCUUUAGCAAAAAAAAAGAGAGAGCUUAAAACACAUUCGAGGCUCCAUGUCCCGUCCAUGUGCCAACUGCAUGUAGGAAACACUGGUAGACAGGGUACGAAUCCUUCCAUCCAACCACAAUGCACGAUCUCUUCACGACCGUCCUCUCCAAGAGGGAUCUGUCCCGCGCCGGGGAACUGUUUUCCAUCGCGGACUAUGAGAUUGUUAACGAUUUAACCGAGGUGUUGGAGGAAAUUUCCUCCAUCAUUUCCCACGAAGACUACCUGCAGAACAGCAACGAUCAGUCGGUGAUCGAGAUCUGCAUCAAUCGUGUCACGUCCUGCAUCAAGAAGACGAACACGAUCGAGAAGCACUGCGCGGGUUUGGUGAACCUGCUCGAAACCUGCCUAAGGUAUAACCUGCAGCCGUCCGGGAAGGAUGUGGAUCCGCCGCAUGCCAAAAUUUCCUCUGACAUCAUCUCCAGCAUUUUCCUGAAUUACAACAAAAAAGUCGUGAUGGAAGUGACGCUACCGGUCGCGGUUAAGUUUUUGAACCAGGGCAACCUGGAGCUGUCCCGAAAUCUGGCCAGCUACCUUUCGUCGGCUGCAAUCGAGUACUCGUAUCUGCUGUCGCCGCACGUGCACGUCAUUCUCGAGUCGCUGCUGGGCGGAAACUACGGGCUGUGUCACGUGCUGUCGCAAAUCUACGAAGCCACCCCCGAUCCAAUCAAUGCGGCCGGUCCCAAGUUUGUCGAGAUUGUACCCCGCUGUGAGCUGCAGGAGCAGCUCGUCAUCCUGCAGCUGCUGGUGACGAUCGCGAAGCUACGCCCUUCAUGUCUAACCGAAAGCAUUCCUUCGCUGCUCGAGUUGGCAACCACAAGGCCACCGCUAUCGGCCGCCGCACUGCUUGUUUUGCUGAAGCUUGCCGAAGCAAAGCCGAUCAAACUGGCCGAGUACACGGAAGCGUUCAAGUUGAUCGCCCACGGCGUCCCCCAGACGGUGGGCUUCGCGGCACAAAUUCUCUCCGCCAUCGGUCGCUCCGGUAAGGACCGGGCACAGGUUGCGCUCGAUUUCGUGCUGGAACAUCUACCACGGGCGGAUCGACCCCUGCAGACGAUCCUGCUAAACGAAGCGACCAAACUGUGCACCAAGUACCCGGUCCUGUUCACCGACAAGGUGACCUCCGUUGUACGGCAGCGUCAGCUCAGCAACAACAACAGCCAGAUCAAGCAGACCACUUCGGGCGGGGUCACUAUCGUGAACCUGAACUCUUCCGCCACCCUGCCGACACCGACAAACACCAGUGUAACGCACCCGGUCGCUUCGGGGAAUGGGCUCCAUGGUUCCACGGGAAAUGGCUCCACCGCCAAUGGCAGUGCGGCCACUUCGGGUGGCAUUCUGGGAGGCGCUGGCAUUGGCGGUGUGCCGUCUGGCUUUGGUCAACACCAAGGACUGCUGCUAGACCAUGGACGACCGAUUAUUUCCAAAACACCCAACGUGGCCGUAAUCAGCAAUGGCGGAACGCACAAUGCUAGCGCAACUCCUAUGAUAUCGACGACGGUCAUCAACACUUCCAACGGGACCAGCUCCACCAUUCACCCGGCGCUGCUUACCAACUUCAUCAAUUCGGCCAAUGGGAUCUCGAAUUCGGGCGCGGUGAACGGUUCUGGAGGGGCAGCAGGUGGUACAGUUGUCUCACCGACGCCACAUCACACAGGGUACACUCGAAACCGUCCAAAAUUGGGUGAUUCACGCAGUACUGGUCGAUUGCACUCCGGCGGUGCCAACAAGAGCACGACCCGUCUUAACAACGCGGGCGGUUCGAUGGGAGGCUUGCACAAAUCUCGCCUCGGCUCGUCGCAACUCAUUAACCAGUUCAACGGCGAAAUGAGUGCCGGAGCGUCGAUUGACCCGGAAAAAACUGCGACACCUGCAAUCGGACCGAACGCAAUUCCUGUCGCUAGCGGAACAACCAAUGGCCAUGGCCCUCCAGCGACAGCCACAAACACGACCGAUGGGCCGCAUGGAAUCAUGAUGCACAACAGUCAUCACUCGAGCGGAAACAUGGCCAUCAAGGGAAUGGCAAGCAGCAGUGGGAGUGGUGUUGGAGGGUUGCUACUCGGUACUUCCGUGCCACCGCCCCUUAGCCAACAUGUGACCAUAACGGGUGAAAACAAGUGGGGUAUUCCGCAAACCAAGAUCACGUCCUGUGGAGUCACGGUGACGACGUCUCCGACACGUGCACCCCGGCCAUACUCGCACGGUCCCAACACCAACACACCGAUGGGAUCGGCCGGUGCGCUCGGGGGAAAGAGUUCACUCGGUGGACUCAACCAGUCGACGGGUUCGAUCGGCAUACAGGUACACCAUGCGUCACCGGCCUCGCCAACGAUGUUCAACAACCACUCGCAGCAAACGUCUCCACAGCUUACAACCACACUAUCGUUGCAUUCGAGUGAAGAUCCUGGCAAUCAGGUAAUCGUUUCCGGUCCAGCGACGGUCACAACGCGUCCCCGAAGCGAUAAUCGCAGCGUCACGAUCCUGAACGCAUCCUCCGGCACGGCAACCUCCGUCAACCAGCGCAUGAGCGUGUUCGAACCAUACCCGAUGCGCGACACUAUACAGCAUUUCUGCGAGAAGCACCUGGACAAGAUCAAAGCGUACACGGAGGCGGUGGCACAACAGAUCCCUCCCCCGGCCAAGUGCAUCAUUGAGGAGCGGCGGGCGAAGAAGAUGGCGAAGCUACACUUUGCCUGCCAGGUGCGCGGUCCGCACUGUCUCUACUCGCGCACCAUGUUCACGAUGCGGACGCGCAACCCGCGCACUUGGAUCCACUUGAUGUUCCUGGAUCUACAAGCGCGGGCCGGCAAGAACGCCCUGAGCAGCUGGGAUCCGAGCGUGAGCCGCCUGAAGCACUGCUGGGACACGCUCAAGUGCGAGAACCGGACGUUCAUCACGCUAGUCACCAGCGCAUUUCCGAACGGCAAGGAACAGGACGCACUGGUCAACGAGCUGCGCCAUGCCGGGUUCUUCGAUGUGUUCGAAAUGGGUCCCGUGGCGGUUGAUCCCAGUGGCACCAUGGAAGCGUCGUCGUCGGGUGAACCACAGGGCAAAGCGGCAUCCGGCAGUGCCGGCGUUGGAGCAACUUCAGCCGGAGGUGGCGCUGGUGCGGCCUCAACCGGCGACAGCACCGAGGAUCUGGAAAUGCUCCAGUGGGGUUGCUUCCUGUGCCACCAUCCGGAGAAGGCGAUGGGUUUCCUGCACGGCAACAAUCAGCCAGUCAUCGAGGGUCAGCUGAAGGAGAAGAAGGGGAAAUGGCGCCUCUUCCGUCGUUGGCGAACGCGUUACUUUACCCUCUCCGGGGCACAUCUUUCGUGCAAGGGUUCUGUGAGUGAGGCCGGUGGGGAAAGUAUCGACGUAAACCAGAUCCGCUCGGUGAAGGUGUCCCGGGGUGCCCGCAACAUACCGAAGGCGUUCGAAAUCUUCACCGGCGACCAAACGCUCAUCCUGAAACCCAAGGACGGUAACAAGGCGGAAGAGUGGGUGCAAUGUUUGAGCAUCGUUCUCGCGCAUUCGCAGGCCCGUGAUAGUCCAACAACGCGCACGAACAGCCUGCCGGCAAGAAGCAUUGGCAACAGCAGAACGGUUUUCUAGUACGUUACGCACAAGAAACAGAAGAAUUCGAGAUACUUAAUCAGAGUUAAUAUAUUGCUACUUGCAGUAUCACGUAUCAAAAAGACAUUUCGCAGCCAACAAAAGUACUUAAAUACGAGCUUUGUGGGGAACAAACGGCAAAGGGUAGUGCAGCAUGCAUUGCAAUUUCUUAUCAAUUUACUCCGGCGUUAAGCGGUUAGCGAUAGGAAAUAGAGUUGUUUUAAGCGCAUUUAUACUUUUGUAAGACACCUAGAUCGUUUUCUACAUCUUAUUACCGUAACUUAAAACGAAGAGAUUUCAUCCCGCAUAAGAAGCGUAGGUAGCAUCAACGAAUGAAAGAUGUGCGGGAAUCAAUCAAACCUAUGGCUGUCAUCUUUACGAUACAUUUCUAAGUAAAUUUUUUAAAUAAUAUUUGAGACGUUUAGUGAGAGCGAUGGCGUGUGAAAGAAGAAAACAUAGGCAGAGGCAGCGGAUCCGAAGCGGAACAUGUUUUUUCCCGCCGUGUGAGACAUUCAUCCGACACACGAUUUAUUGCGAACAAUCAACCUCUAGCGAACGAAGGUUUUCUCGUUUUGUGUUCAGCUGCAAGAGGAGCUCUGUGCUUCGUACUUACAUUCUACAGACGUAUAACGUUGACUUUUUUACAGAAUUUAGACCAUAAGCUAGAUAGAGGUUACAUCCAGCCGGACGCGCGCAGCUGAAAGUAACGAGUUUAGUAGAUAAUUUAUUCACGUUCGUUCGUUAUACAUCGUCCUAAAUCAAAAGCAAAUAAAACCGGACUGCUACAUCUAA